Molecule: messenger RNA, 4269 nt
Organism: Hydractinia symbiolongicarpus
Lineage: Eukaryota; Metazoa; Cnidaria; Hydrozoa; Anthoathecata; Hydractiniidae
Product: adenylate cyclase type 9-like
Exons: 4
Coding region: 294-3986 (1230 amino acids)
Biological process (GO): adenylate cyclase-activating G protein-coupled receptor signaling pathway; intracellular signal transduction; cyclic nucleotide biosynthetic process
Molecular function (GO): adenylate cyclase activity
Source: RefSeq, a predicted model, not a curated record
UUUAGUUUUCGGGAACCAGAGAAACGAUAGCUGCGUGCCACAGCAAAAAUUUAUUCAGUGCACUGUUUAAAUCUCCAUUAUGGGAUGAGUUUUUAUUACUUGUGAAGUUACCAUAUAUUAGCAAUAAUAACCAGAGAUUUGACAACAUUUUUAGGGUAAAAUUUCGCUGCAGUUGUUACAAUUUUUACGAUUCAUUUGUAGAAGCAUUUUCACAGCAGCAAAUCUCCAAAUAAUAUUAUGCCGAAGUUAUAUUUACACUGUCGUUACACACAAUAAACAGACAAAGCGAAAUCAUGGAUAACAGAACAACUAAUGGAAAUGUAACAUCGCCUCCUACCACAGACUCGUCAGAUGAAUCUAUUAAUGCUGAUACAACUUGUUUAAGGCGAGAAUCCCAUAACAGUCACCUGUCAGAUCAUCCUGAUCGCUCAUCAGAAGACAAACCCUCUUUUAGUAACAUUGUUGAUAGACGCGAUAGAAAGGGUCUUAUACCUUUAUUUUUUGAAAGAGCAUCUGGAAACUUUUUUAAUCCAUGCUUUGAUUCUGAAACAUUGGAGUCAGAAUUUCAAAGAUUUAGUGUCAGUGUUGACAAAAUGCGAUUUCAAUUAGCACUUUUAUACAUAGCAUUUACCUGUUUUGCCCUUUCAAUUUUCUUUGGAAUAACUCUUCAUGGUGAAGACAAGCAUGUAAUGAUUUCAGUGGGUAGUGCAUGUGCUGGUGCCAUAUCUUUAAUAGUGUUUGUUGUUACCAAAUCUGUCAAACUUUAUAGCAAGCCAAAUGAAGCAAGAGUUUUAUCAAUUUCAGUUUCUAUUUUAUACGCAGUGGCUGAAGUAGUAUUUUUAAUUGUUGUGCCAAAUACAGAUUUCACUUUCAGUGCAAGGUUUGGUUUAGCUACAUGCCUUAUCAUUGUUAUAUACACAAUGAUGCCAGCUUUGCCGUUAUAUGGAAGUUUAAUACUAGCUGUGUUAUUUUCUAUUGCCCAUGAAGUAGUAUCAUCAAUGGAAACUGAUAGAAAGGCUGCCGAAAUUGCAGCUAUAAUCUUGCUACAUAUUUGUAUCCAUACACUUGGUAUAGCAAUCGUGUUUAUGGCCCAAGUUCGCAGAAGAAGUACAUUCUGGAGAGUAGGACAGAGUGUUGUUGCAAAACAAGAUUUAGAUAUUGAGCAACGUGUUAAAAACAGAAUGAUCAGAUCUGUUAUGCCUAAAAAAGUUGCAGAUUUUUUAAUAUUCAAUGGACUAAAACAAAAACGAGUUGGGAGUAGCAGACAGAAGCGAGUUGCAUUCAGACCAUUUACUAUGUACAAAAUGCAGAAUGUGAGCAUUUUAUUUGCCGACAUUGUUGGCUUCACAAAAAUGUCAGCGAAAAAGGAAGCAGAUCAUCUGGUUCACUUAUUGAAUUUGCUCUUUGGAAAGUUUGACGAGUUGACAGAAAUUAAUAAAUGUGAAAAAAUUAGCACCCUUGGUGAUUGCUACUAUUGUGUGGCUGGUUGUCCAGAAGAAUCUGAAUAUCAUGCUAUGUCUUGUGUAGAGAUGGGCUUAGACAUUGUGGAAGAAAUAAAGAAGUUUCGGCAAGACACUGGUGAAGAUGUUGACAUGAGAGUUGGUAUUCACACUGGAAAUGUGCUCUGUGGUAUUCUUGGUGAUAGAAGGAGAAGAUUUGAUGUCUGGUCGAAUGAUGUAACAUUAGCAAAUAAAAUGGAAUCUGCUGGAAAACCUGGCAGAGUUCAUUUCACAGCAAAAACAUAUGAAUUUCUUCGAGGUCAAUAUGAAGUUGAGGAAGGAGAAGGAAUAACCCGUUUUGACGACGGAGCCUUUCUGAAAUCGUAUUUUAUAACUGGUCGUAAGAAUGGAUUAUCUGGAUAUAAACCAUGGCAGAAGGAAGGCGACAAUGGUAGUAAGCAUUCAAUCACAAGCUUAAAUGAUGUUGUCAUGAAACACUCUGACAGCAUUGCUAAUGUACUAGUUGGUCUAAGCCCUGAAACAAAACAAAAGAUCGCAGCAAAGGGUGAUAUAGAUCACAAAGAUGUACACUUUGCUCUUCAGACUAAAACAAAUUCAUUCACUGUUGACCAAGAUGGCGGUGAUAACAUUGAGAAAGAAUAUUUAUCACAAUCAUCACCAACCACGUCACCUACUGGAGGUAAACUACAAAAACAAUUUGCAAAAACACCACUGCCUUAUCCCCGAUUAAGUGCCACCUUUAAUUUCACAUAUGGUAUGACUUUAAAUGAAGCCUUAAUGAGAGAUGCAAUGAGAGCUUCGAAUGAUAAUCAGUUGGUGAAACUUAUGCACGAGAAAAAAAUCCAGAGAGAGUACUUCUUCAACCCACCUUUGCAUUGGUGUUCUCUUAAUUUCAUUGAUGAGGAUGAUCGAAAGAAAAACAAAACGGAGAUCGAAAUGGACGACUAUGCUGAAAAUCGCAAAAAAGAUUUGCAAAUAUCUACAGAAGCAAAAUACAGAGAUGAGGGCUUUAAAGGUUUCAAGUUAAAUCCAAAAGUAACUACGUUUGCAUCUCCUAAAGUCCAUUUCUUAUUUGAUGUCAUCACAUGUGCUUUCACUUUAAUUGUUCUGACGAUCUCAUGUAUUUGCUUCUUUUAUGAUGAAUUUCCUGUUAGCUUAAUGGCAGUGAUACCAGUGUGUAUUCUUGCUAUGUUGUGUAUGCUAAUAUUAAAAUGCAUCAAAUUCUCACCUUCAAAUUUUCCAAAGAACAUAAGUCAAUGUACAGUACCAGUGGAUAAAGAAAAUAGCGAGACAGGAAGCACAGAUGUUCCGAGCAGUACCGAACUUCACGAUGUACGAAACCAUAAUAGAAAAAGUUCUGAUGAUGCUGCGAAUAGCUGUCAAACGUUCAAAAGAACUUUGCUAUCCUCAUGGGUGACUGCUCAUUUAACUGGUGGAUUGAUAAUGUGCUUACCAAUAAUAGUCGCAUUUGCUUCCUUUCAUGAUUGCUUUGACUCGAACUCGUUAGAAAACGAUAAAGAAUAUUUUACAAUGUUGGUGUUUGUUGCUCUACUGCACUUCAGUAGUUUUACUCAGUUGUCCUACCUCAUGAAGACAGGGAUAGCCUACAUUUGGUGUUUAGCGUUUAUCCUUCUUCUAUUUUUAAACGAUUGCUUGCAUGAGACGAAGUUAACUCGUAAUAUAGUAAUGACAGUUAUUCUACAAAUAGUUUUGGUGACAGUAUUAAAUCGAAUUCACGAGCAAGGUGUUCGUGCUAAUUUCUAUGGAGACAAGGAAGCUGCAGAACAGAAGAACGUCGCCAUUGAGCAGAAACAAGUAGCUGAUUGGUUGAUUCAAGAUAUGUUUCCACGGCACGUGUCAGAGCGGCUGAAGUAUACGAAGAAUUGUUCGAAUAAUUUUGAUAUAGUUGGUGUACUGUUUGCCACCAUUGUAAAUUUCGGAGAGUUUUACGAAGAGAAUUACGAAGGUGGAAUUGAAUGCAUUCGAAUAUUGCACGAGCUUGUUGCCGAUUUUGAUAAGGAACUAGCAAAAUAUGAAGACAUAGAAAAAAUCAAAACUGUUUACGGAACAACAUUCAUGGCUGCGUCUGGCUUGAACUACAAGCCAAUCUCAAGUAGCAAUCAAAUUGCAAAGAAGACACAUAAGUAUUUGCAUUUAAAAGCACUUGUCGAUUUCGCUUUAGGCUUACAAGACACUCUUAAUGAAUUUAACCAAAAUAUGUUGGGUUUCCGCUAUCGCUUGCGAUGCGGGUUAAAUGCAGGUCCUGUCACAGCAGGCGUAAUUGGGACAAUGAAACCUCAGUACGAUAUUUGGGGUGACACGGUUAAUCUUGCGAGUAGAAUGGAUACGACUGGUGUUCAAGAUAAAAUACAAGUUGAUGAGGAAUGCGUCAAAAAAUUAACAGAUUUUUAUACGUUCGAAUAUCGUGGCACGAUUCCUGUCAAAGGAAAGGGUGACGUGUCGACUUAUCUUCUCGUCGAUCGCAAGCCUAACCCACCGACCACAAGUGAGGAAGAGAUCACCUGAAGAGAAAAAGUGUUGCGAUAGAAUAAUUUGACUGGUUUUCGAUCGAAUGAAAUGGUGGACAAAGACAUUCUUCAAGCUUGUGUGUAUUCGUUUUAAAGUUCCGACAUAUUAAGAUGAAAUAAACGGACACGUGUAUGACGAGCAAUUACACGAACAUCAUAUUGUCGUGUAGACUGCGUAUUUAUUACAAUUUUAAUAUAUUUUUAAUUCUCAAGGAUUUAGUUAACAAUUAUUUUCAUCGUCAUUGCGGCUAAAAAAAGAAAUACAACACAGUUUGUUUCAA